GCGAAAGAAGGCUAAUACUAUCAUCCAAACAACAACAUUAUUCGCCGAUGGAAUCACCCAAGUCCAAUGACGUGUCAAGGGACGCUGGUGAUCCAACGGAACCUCCAGAACAGGCCUCUACUGCUCAGAGUAAUGCCGACAAUGGGGCAAGUGACACGCCCAACGGCGGGGAUGAAGCGAACGCAACUCCGGCCAGGAAACCGCGUCGCCGUGGGCGCCAGGCCAAAGAUCCCCUAGGCCAGUCGAUCUUCUUCAAAGUCCAGAGGGCUGAAGAUAUGGAAAAGCAACUCCGUGAGUAUCUUGCAAAUCCGACUGGAGACCCCGAACAUACCACGCUGGAAUUCUCCUUCCCUACCACCGCCGCAUUUAUGGUCUCCGCUCGAGAGCCCAUAGGGUCUGGUGCUGCUGGGGAGAAGACCCCGUAUUUGUACAGUGCAUUCAACAAGACCGCCGUCAGUGUUGUUGACGCUCUUCAUGCCACGACGGAUCCCAAGGAACAAAUGCUCAUGCAAAAACAAAUCUCGAAAAGUCUGGUUGAAACAGUUCAGCAGGCCGACGGUUUUCGUUACAGCUUUCACAACCACUGGAUCAGUCGAGAAGAUCAAGCCAGCAGAUUUUCAUAUUAUUGCAACGAUUCUGUAUUGAACAAAGGCAGAGCGGCCAAUGCUGGUGCGGCCAAGAUCAGAUUGGGGGUCAAGAUCCGAAAGCCUGUCUACGAGUGCCAGGGCCUCAUUUCGAUCAAGUUUUCGGUAACGAAAAACAGUCUGGAGCUACACUACAAGCACGUUCCGCUUCAUCCCACAUUCGAAGAACGAGCUCCUAUUCCACGCAAAGACAGUCGACGAAGGAAGUUAUUGGAAAUCUUCCAUCCGGAGAAAUUGCCGAAGCCGCAAGAGAAGAAAAGGAAAUCGACACCACCAACCCCUAAGCAGCCGAAAAAAAAGAGACGCGCUACCGCGCCGCUACCUGAAAACGAGACGGGGGCGCGGCCGCAAAAUGCACGGGAAAGCAGCCUGCAACCACUGUUUGAUUUUCUAGGCUCCGCCGGCAGGCUUGAGGAAGAACGCCCUGCAAACGGCCCAUCAGAGUCGGCAGAAACUGGGGCAGAGAAUGCACCAGUCGGAGCUGGCGAAGACAACACAACUCAAUCUGCGGAUGGGACGCUGUCCAAGACGCCGAAACAGCGCAAGAGCAAAACCAACUUUCCUGGCAUGAUGUCCGGUUAUGUAUUUGGGGAAGAGAUUACAUGGGGCCGUAGAGGAGCCAAGGCGGCCCGUCGGCGGCAAUCUCGAGGAGCGGCAGUUGUCUCUGGAGAAGCGACUACGGCCAAUUCUACCUCAGAGCCUCCUCCUGCGACUGGUCCAGCAGCGCAACCUCCGCCAGCUCCUCCAGCAUCAGAAGUCGACCUUCUAAAGGCCAAGCUACAAGAGGCCGAGCGCAAAAUCCAAGACCUUGAAGCGGAGAGAAGGAGGGGAAGUGGUCCUGCACCUGUAGCAUGGACACCACCCCAACAUCCAGGUCCAGCACCAUUACCACCACCUCCUCAUCCAGGAGCGGCCCAGCCAUAUUACCCUCCACCACCACAAUAUUCAUAUCCUCCACCUCAAUUCUAUUAUCCUCCUCCUCUCCAGCACAUGCCUCCUCCGCAGGGGCCUCACCCUCCACGAUUUAUGGCGCCGACGUGGCCUCCUCCACAGUCAAUGCCUCCUCGGCCAGGCCCGGCGCUCACACCACCUGGCCCCCAUCCCAAUGCACAUGCCCCAGUGCCUGUUGCGCCAUCAUCUGCAUCACCAUUACCGGCAGUGCCGCUGGGCGCGCCACCCACAAUUGUACCAACACCUUCUCCCGGAGCGCCGCCGAUAGUGGCGACUAGCCCAGCAUCUGGAGGCCCAUCAACAACCGUAAAUACGCCUACACAGGGCCCCGCUCCGGCAUCUACCCCUGGACCGGUACCUACGCCUACGCCCGCCUCGAGUCAACCUCCGCCGCAACCUGCCGCACCGAUGUACGGUUUCGUUCCAAGUCCAGCGGAAGUUGCAGCCAGUCAAAGCGAACCCGUCGCUUCGCCACAACAGCAAAUGCAGGAGUAGAUGCAGCGCAUAAUACGGCCGCGGACUAUGUAGCCGCAGGGAUGAACACCGUUCGCGGCAGCCGGGAGGAUGAUGAAUGCAACCGUAUUCGGCGGCGAUCUCGUGGCAUUUUUUUCAUUCAGGCGUAGAAUGGUCUCCCUCAACAUCGAUCUGAGGUUGCAUGUUCCUGUUCGGCUGAAACCGUCAUUCCAGCCAUUUGUGUCGCGAUGGGUCGCGCAGAUACUACCUAGGUAGGAAGCUGCUCAGGGGCUAGAGGAUCUUGAAGAGCUUCUUGCUCAUUUCUGUAGAUUAGUAACGACAUCAGAUACAGUCUACCAUGUUUUAAUAGGAGAGCUCGUACUUGACGACGGUCCACUUGACCGUUGCCCUUGCGGCAGCCUUGACUUUACCACUGCAGGAAGGAGCCCUUCCAAUGCCGCUCACUGCAGCUUAGCAGUGAAGUGGUUAUUGGUGCAA
Exophiala dermatitidis NIH/UT8656 is the source of this 2546-nucleotide messenger RNA. RefSeq lists its product as uncharacterized. The record is from RefSeq and is a predicted model, not a curated record. The coding region runs from base 48 to 2090 and encodes 680 amino acids. The transcript has a single exon. Lineage: Eukaryota; Fungi; Ascomycota; Eurotiomycetes; Chaetothyriales; Herpotrichiellaceae.